This is a messenger RNA of Chondrus crispus (carragheen), 5361 nucleotides long. RefSeq names its product WD40-repeat containing protein. The transcript has a single exon. Lineage: Eukaryota; Rhodophyta; Florideophyceae; Gigartinales; Gigartinaceae. The record is from RefSeq and is a predicted model, not a curated record. Gene Ontology annotation, molecular function: ADP binding; protein binding. Bases 1 to 5361 code for a protein of 1786 amino acids.
AUGGCCGAUCCGUUUGGCAUCGCGGGCCUCACCGGGACGGCGGAGCAAGUCGUCCGUCUUGUUAUCGCUCUCAUUGAUCGCCACGACGCCUACAAGAACAACAACGACUUGGCCCUCGAGAUGCUCGAGGCCUACAAGGCGCUGUCUAGGAAUGUUAGGUUGUUGCGCGACGACCCACACCUCGACAUCAUACAGGACCCACAUCGGGAAAUCUUAAAAGGCAAGAUUGACAGGGUCUCCGACUUUGUCAAAACAACUCUGACUGAACUCCAGGGUGAGCGAAAAGACCCCAAAGGCAAGCUCCGUAAAUUUUCGAAAGCCGUCAGCGAAAGAGACAUUCUUGUCGAGCGCAAGCAAGAUGCAGCAGAACAGCGCAAAGAAGUAGAAUCGGCAAGCGCUUACCUCAGCCUCUACGCCAAAAUUGAUUCCGUUGCGAUCAACAAGGACGUAUUCAAGUCUUGCGUGUGGGCGCCGAGAAACCCAGAUUCCGUGUAUAUUGAUUUGAAACUGCGACAAGGUCAUGGGGCACAGGACACAUGCGAGAGACAGCUCAAGGCGGCGGUACUACGGACUGACGGAAGCGCUCAAGUCGGCGCGUUUGCAGUGGGGCAGGGGGGUGUCGGAAAGACAUGCGCGCUGCGGGCGAUUGCACACGACGAGGAGGUAAGAGCUCGUUUUCCUGGAGGCGUGUACUUCUUGACCCUUGGACAAGAUGCAAGCGUUGGGCGAUUGAUGCAGCAGUUUUGUCUUGCCGUCAACGCAACAAGAGGACAUAGCACGGCCGAGAAGAUGCGUGAACAGACGGAACUGCAGGAGGUGCUAUCGUUGCUGGUAUCGUGGUUUGGAGACCGGAUAUGUCUUUUCAUUUUCGAUGACGUAUGGGCACGCAAUGGCAUUAACAAGGAAAUCUUACAACAGCUGUCUGUUCUGGCAGGCAGUGGCACGGGCAUAGGUGGGGCGACGAGCAGAAUUAUGUAUUCUACUAGAGAUAGAGACUUGACGCUAAUUGGCCAAUCAAUCGCGUUCGGUGCGCGAUUUUCUCGAGGAUCUGAUGCAGAGAUGAUGCUUCGGCAGGCUAGUGGGCCUCUUUGCGAUGAAGAAAAUAGCUCAUGUUCCGAGGAGGCCAUUCACGCGAUUCACGCGAUAUUGGACAUGUGUGCAGGACUGCCACUGGCGUUGAAUGUUGCGGGAACGAGUGUGAAGUACAUGAAGAGCCAACGGCGCACAGCAGAUGUGUCGAGUAUAUGGCAAUUGUAUUUAGACAAAGUUAAGAAUCGGGGAGGAAUGUCUGGUGACAGCCCAGGUGAUGGGUAUUCUUCGCUGAAAGCAAUGCUACUAUCAUCUAUCGAUAUUUUGGAAUCGAAUUCGAAAGCCGCUGGAGAACAAACGUUCUCCAGCGGGUUAUCGCAUAGGGAAAUGCACCGGGGAUUGUGUGUGAUGGAAAAGCAAGAUUGGAUUCCGGUAUCGGUUUUGAAAGACUUGUGGGAAACAGAUGAUGAGAAUGCAGCGGAGAAAUUGGCAAUGCAGAUGAGUAAUGUUGGUCUAGUAGACUUUGAGUACGGCCGCGGUUGUGCUGGGUUGCGUAUGCACGAUCUGACCUUGGAUUUCACAGUAGAUGAGGCAGAUGCGAAUGAAGGGUGUGCAGCUUGGUUUGGGAAAGUAGUGGACAAGUAUAGCAGAGAGAGGGGUUUGGUUGCAGCAGCAGUGGAAGAUGGAAGCUUGGAUGACAACAGAUUUAGAGAGGAGUACGUUGAGGAAAACAUCUACCGGUUAUUGAUGGGGGCAGGACGAUUGGAAGACCUGAAGAAUUUAUUGCUGAGUCCUGAGUGGGUGGUGAAGGUGUUGCGGCGGAAAGCGGUUUUGCAGUACGAAAGAGCUGUCAAGGAUCUGCAAAAUUGUUGGAGGCGGGGCGAGGGCAGGCGUGAAGUUGACAAGGAUGCGAUAUCUGGAAUGCAAUUGGUGAUGAAGGCUGCGCGCCUGAGUCUUCCUUUCUGCGAUGAAAACACUGCCGGGAUAUGCUUUCAACUUUAUGCUCGUAUGAUGUACAAGGCAUCGUCAUUGGAAAGUGUGCGGAGGUUCUUGUCGGACAUGAAGGCAUGGGCACCGGAACCAUGGUUGUGUCCUGUGAACGAGUGCUUACACCGAGCCGGUGGAAAUAUGGUGGAAGUGUUUAUGAUGCCCGAUCCGUACAGGGAUAGAUGGAGGGGAUGGAUAGUUUCAAAUGUAUCAGAACGGAUGGAUGUGGGUGAAAUAUUUAUUGUGUGUGCUUGCAAUACAGAUGGGAGCGACGUAGCAAUUCUCAGAUUCUCCCGAGAGGAGCCUGUCGAAGUCGUGAAUGUCGAGUGUGAGGGGCCGCAGUUAGUGCAGGAUAGAGAAACGAGUGAAACCGUCGGGUCGGAUACAUUGGAGCAGAGUGAAUCCAUGCGUGAGUCACAACGCCCAUCUACAGGGCCCGAGCAAGCAGAACAAGGAUCAAUUUUCAACCGAACAAGGCGAUGGGUUGCGCAAACAGUGGGUUGUUUUGGGAAAAUUUUAGAAACAUGCUUGGGCUCAAGCAACAUAUCCGCAACGGCCAGCAAUGAUACCGCGGGUUCGCAGGCAACUAGUGCAUCUGCAAGUGACAACGGUAGCGCCAGCGACGCAAGUGACCGAUGGGGUGUCGUUGAUGCACGUGUGUGUGGAAGCGGUGAACGAAUAGCUGUCCUGUACGCAAAUGAUACGGCAAUGGUGUGGGGCGUGUCGGAAAAACGAGCGAUCAGCAGGUUUCAGGUCGGUAGAAGGUGGCAGUACGUGAGCUGUAUGCUUUUGAGCUCGGACGGGCAGCUAUUGGUGCUCGGGUACUCGGACGGAACUGUGCAAGUUUGGAGCGCAGACGAGGGUACGCAAGUCGGGGCUGCGAUGUGUGGGGACACGAGUCCCGUUAGAAGCAUUGGGAUGAGCUCAGAUUGGAAGUAUUUAGUAUCCGGGUCGGAAAAUGGAACUAUUCGAGUAUGGGAUGUGAGGGCAGGGUCACAGCUCGGGCAGACGAUGACGGGGCACACGUACAGCGUGGACAGCGUUGCGAUACGCGGGGAUGGAGGACAGGUGCUAUCAGGGUCAUUCGACGAGACGGUGCGGCUUUGGGACGUGAAGACGGGGUCACAAGUCGGUAGAACUAUGAUUGGACACGAAAACCACGUGAACAGCGUUGCAAUGAGCAAGGACGGAAAACGCGCAGUAUCAGGGUCAGAGGACAUGACGAUACGGUACUGGGACCUUGAGACACAGUCACAAAUUGGGCACCCAAUGGCUGGGCAUACGGGUGAAGUGCUCAACGUUGCAAUGAGCGCGGACGGGGCAAGAGCUUUAUCAGGAUCCACCGAUGGGACAUUAAGGAUGUGGGACGUGAAGAUGGAAUGGGAAGAGGAGGCAGUCAAGACUGGCCACACGGCCGGAGUGAGUUGCAUUUCACUAAGCGAGAACGGGAAACGGGUUGUGUCCGGUUCGGAUGACAUAACGGUUCGGAUGUGGGAUGCACAGAGCGGUGUUGAAAUUGGGAAUCCAGUACCUGUUUCUCUGUCAUAUGUGACAAGUGUGGCGAUGAGUGCGAAUGGAAGACGAGCGGUGUCUGGGGAUGAUGGUAGGUGGAUUCGGUGUUGGGACGUCGGGACGGGUGUACAAAUCGGGGAGGCGAAGGUUGGGGACGGGCGUUAUUUGAAUAGCGUUGCGAUCGACGGGGAGGGGAGGCUUGCCGUAUCUGGAUCCGAAGACGGUAGCGUGUGUGUUUGGGAUGUGGAGAAGGGUUUGCAAUUGCGAAGCGUGUUAACGGGCCAUACGGGUGAGGUUUUGAGCGUUGCGAUAAGCUCUGACGGGGCACGCGCAAUAUCUGGGUCAGAUGACGGAGAGGUGCUACUAUGGGACACGAAGUCGGGAUCAAAAGUGUGGGACAGUAAGAGCGGCCACAGCGAUUGUGUACGGAGCGUUGCGAUGAGUGCAAACGGGAGACGAGCGAUUUCUGGCGCGAGAGAUGGGACAAUAAUGUUUUGGGACGUGGGCACCGGGCUGCAGGUUAGCAAGACGUUAGAAGGUGAUGGAACUCUCAUUGAGAGCGUCGCAGUAUGUGCGAAGGGGAGAGUGGCUGUGUCUGGUUGUUGUGAUGAUGGACGAGUCGUGGUCUGGAAUGCAGAAAACGGGUCGCAAGUAGGGGAAACAAUGCUUGAUCACAAUGGGCGGGUGCAGAGUGUUGCGAUGAGUGCUGAUGGAAGCCGUGUCGAAUCAGUGUCUUGGGACACUUCUGCGAUUGUGUGGAACACGAAAACGCGGACGCAAGUCGGGCAAGCACUAAUUGACCACACCAGCGAUGUGAAAAGCGUUGCUAUGAGUGGAAACGGAAGCCUGGUGGUGUCAGGGUCGGAGAACGGAACCGUACGGGUUUGGGAUGCAAAGACGGGGUUACAGGUUGGCGAAGCUAUGGCUGGCCACACAAGUGGCGUACAUUGCGUGGCAACAAGCUCUGAUGGGAAGCAUGCAAUCUCGGGUUCAUAUGACGGAAGCACCCGGAUAUGGGAUCUGGAGAAGAGUUCAGAAAUCACGAAAACCGGCCACACGGGUUCAGUACGUAUCGUAAUGGUCAGUGCCGACGGAAGUCGCGCGGUCUCUGUGUCAGGUGUAAACUCGAUACUGGCAUGGGACGUGGAAACCGGGCUUCAGAUCGUCGGAAAAGCGAUGACUAGUUACACUUCCUGGGUGCAGAGCGUUGCCAUAAGCGCAGAUGGGCGACGUACUGUAUCUGGUUGCAGCGACGGAAGCGUUCGUGCUUGGGACACUGAGAGCGGAGCACAAAUAUGCAGCGCCUUACAUGGACACGACGGAGACGUGCGGGGCGUUGCGAUAAGCGCAGAUGGAGAAUGGGCGGUAUCAGGGGGGGACGACGAGACGGUGCGCGUUUGGGACUUGCAGGCCGGAGCACAAUCUGGCAAGACACUUACUGGACACACGGCUACAGUGUUUAAGGUGGCGAUAAGCGCGGACACAAGACGCGUUGUGUCAUGGUCUUGGGACGAUACAGUCCGAGUGUGGGAUGUAACCAGGGGCACUUGCGAUAAGAUCAUGACCGAGAUCAAAUGGCAGAGUGCCUGCUUUCAUUCGAUAAUAGCAGAGACUGAUGCCAAAGUGAGCACUGUGCCCACUAGGGAGAUGUUGGAUGUAUACUUAGAUGACAACAACAAGAUUAUGUGCCGUCGAGAAGAUGGUGUGGAAGUUGUUCUGGCACGGUUUGACGUCGGAACGAACAGAGAGGCAUUUCAAGUCGAUCACCGAAAUGGGAUUGUGGUUGCUGGUCUUAAAAAUGGGAGUGUGGCGGUCUUGAAGCUCUUGUCUUAG